Molecule: messenger RNA, 1298 nt
Organism: Vitrella brassicaformis
Lineage: Eukaryota; Vitrellaceae
Source: the annotation of a GenBank genome assembly
AUCGAUGUGUGUCAGGUGGACCACGACACCAUCGUCGCCGGCUCUUGUUCUGCGCCUCAUGCGCUCAUGGCGGCUCGAGAGAAGUGCGAGGGAGCGCUGACGUGUGACAUCGUUGUGAGGGACGAGGCGUUUGGCAUCAGUGGAGCCUCGUGGUGCCCGACACGAUUCACCCGACUGGCUAUUGUGUAUGAGUGCACAAAUGGCGACAUCACGCGCUUCUAUCCUGCAAGUAACAGCAGCCAGCACCACACACAUGAACGUGCACAUGAGACUGUCUGCCUGUCUCUCUGUAUCUUUCAGAGGAUCUCCGCGCCCGCAAGCUUGUGCCAGCCGACAAGAGCUCAUCGCUGCUCCACUACAACCCUCUCAUCCACUCAAUCCCGGCGACAGACCAGGUGAUGCCCGACACCAAGGGCGAGUACCUGCGCCUUCCCGACAUCUUCACCCCGUGCACCGAGCGCGACACCAUCCCGACGAAGGCGCCGAUCGUAUGGGCACGAGAAAGCGAAACACACCCACAUGAUGGACACGGUCUUGGUUCAUUUUCUGGUCUUUUGGUUGUCUUUAUAGCAUCUGUGGAUGGUGCCAAGCACACGUGCGAUGACAAUCCGCUGUGCCGAUUCUUUAUUUUCAAUGCCAACAAUGCCACACUGUGCAAGUGGGUAUCCAUACGCCGUCACACGAAGGCAUGUGGAUACACGUGUGUCGCCGUGUGAAUGGCUCUAUAGGGGCACGUCACUCGACGGCUCGGAGCACAGAGACAAGGCGGAGACGCACAUCAAGGGCACAGCGGUCAUUGAUGGCAUAGACGACUUCGAUGGUCGACUCAACCAUCAAGUAGGCAGCAUGGAGACCACACACAUAGGGUGUUCGGCUGUGUGUGUGUUCAUCUAACGCGAUGGCUGCGUGUGUGUCCGUCUUCGUGCAGGGAAUCUGUGAGGAUGAGGACAUCAUCUCAGACAUGCCGAAUGUUUUCGAUUUCAACACUGCCGCGUCCAUCUGCAGAGCCAAUGCCGACUGUGCGUCAUUUACCCUCUCAUCCUCCGUUGGACUCAAGAAGCAGUCUGGGUUUGCGAACCACCUGUGGCUGUGCAAGGCUCCACUGCACCCAGUCCCGCACAGCGGAUGGAUCGCGGCGGGCAAGCUCCACCAAGGUACAUCGACACACAGACGCACACUCACUUCGCUUCGCACCAUCCAUCUUCUCUGUGUGUGUGCAGGAUUGGUUGGCCAAGGCCCUCGACCCUACCUGGCCAACGGCUUUGCUGACGGACCAGUAUCGCUGCGUGCAUGAGGGG